This is a messenger RNA of Lytechinus variegatus (green sea urchin), 5337 nucleotides long. Its product is annotated as serine/threonine-protein kinase PAK 3-like. The record is from RefSeq and is a predicted model, not a curated record. Gene Ontology annotation, biological process: regulation of axonogenesis; intracellular signal transduction; protein phosphorylation. Bases 1707 to 3428 code for a protein of 573 amino acids. Gene Ontology annotation, cellular component: cytoplasm. The transcript has 14 exons. Gene Ontology annotation, molecular function: ATP binding; protein serine/threonine kinase activity. NCBI's taxonomy places the organism in Eukaryota, Metazoa, Echinodermata, Echinoidea, Temnopleuroida, Toxopneustidae.
CUGAAUGCCCAAGUCAACCCCCUUCCCAUAGACUUUGCACAGGACCUGUCUAUUUCCAGGAGGCUAUGGGUUAAUCUUAGUGGAUCAUUGAUCAACAUUCAUUGCUUGAGCCAUGUGUCUCUAUUGUCCAAGUGCGGUCCAAUAAAGGAAAUCAUCCAUGAGGUGAGACAGAGACUUGAACAACUCCUAAAGGAAGUCACGUUAAUUAGUACACACUACUGACUCAAUUUCUCAUUAACCCUUUCCCCUCGCCCUUGCCUCCUGAUGGUCACAUGUGUGGAUAGGCAACAAAGAGUUAAAGGGUUAAGUAGUCUCAGAUGGCCUCUUUUUAACACAGGAUCGGUGAUCAAGAGGGCAUGAUCUUGGCGCGGUCCACAAAGGGACAAGUUAAGAGCCAGCCAAGAAUUCGAGGGAAAAAGGAAUCAAUGAUAUGCACAGGAAGGAGGAAGGAUAUAACUAGCUGGUUUGUCCCUGUGUAUAUACAUAUAGUCUGCUUAGUUUUGAGUAGCCAUACAAGUAUCAUUUUCUCACACUUGGCUUGUACGUUACGCCGCUCACGUGGGGGAAAAUCCAUGAAGUAGUAUCUCAUUGGGAUUGAAGCCGAUAGCCUAGCAUAUGCUGUGUUAUUUAUGACAAGGAAGGAAUGUUCUAUUUUUACAUGAAUUUUUACAGAUAGCAUUUAUGCAGGAGUACAUUGUGAGACGGAUAAAGGUGUAUGCCUAGGUUAAGUGGUUGAAUGUAUUUGCAGAUGCUGAAAGUGUGAUUUAUGCGACAUUUGAGGGCUAUUCCCCCUUGAUUGCUUCGCGAUUCCCCUCGUCUUAUUUUGGAUACACAUGCAUGUAUCGCAGGUGGAAUUUUUGGUUGAUAGUGCGUCACGCAAGCAGCAUAUAAGCUCCUGCAUCGGGACAGCUCAUCGCCAGUAAUUCCCCGAGAUUCUCAGGAAUAGGAGGGCUCUGUUGCCUUUGCCCCCUUCCUCUAGCUCGUGUGUGCGGAGCAUCCACCCCUCAUCCCCAAGUUCGUUCGCACGGUGUGAAACCUCAUAAAGAAAGGUGUUUACACUUGCACUUCGGCAUCCCGCGGAUUGAUGAGCCACUUGUAUCAUCAUUACUCAACCCUAACACAGAGAUCAGUGCAGUGCAGUCACUACUAAUCGUAUUAAUAAACUGUUGAAUUCUUUCAGGCGAUUGAUACCGCCAGGGCCUCCUGGGCCAGUAGACGGCAACGAUGACGACGUGUGACUAAGAUUUCUAUGGAUUAACGGUUCAUUAUACAUUUCUGCGAGCAAUUUCUGCUGCCUGCAUUGUCUGAUUGCAAGUUCUGUGGAUGGUGGUUGAGCGGGCACACGCCAGGCAAGUGUCUUGAUACGCGGUCCAUUAAAAAGGGGAAAGAAAUGCUAAUGGACAAAUGUGUCUGUAUAGUCAUCAGGAGCUGAGGCAGACACUGCAUAGAUUUCCAUCUAAUUAAAUCGCCUCCGACUGGAAUUCUUGCCUGGCAUAGAUGCAACUUUAGAGAAAUCCCCACUUGCUGGAGUGUUUCUUCCCUGUGAGGAGGAUAGGGAUUUUCCUGCGACGACGUCAAAGCCGACCGUCGUGUGGGUGUCAAACACCCGAUCUCGUUCUCCCUCAUCUUGACUUUACACUGGGAUAUACUGUUACACGAGGAUAUAUAGCCUUGUAUUGAAGUGGGUGAAUAUUUGCUUAACAAAUAUGGAACAUAGACUGAGUAUAGAAAAAGCCUUAAGGAAACUCUUCUCGCAGGCACCACCCAGCCCAAAUGGUCCGCCAAAAAUGAGCUCACAGUGGUCGGAUCCACAGAGUUAUACCGAUAGUCCGCCCGCACCACCCGUUCGAGUUUCCAGCAGCAACAGUCGCGAAAACCGCUUCGACGUCAUGAAUCCCGGCUCCAAGCCCCUCCCCAACACACCCCCCGAAGAACAGAAGAAAGGAACGAAAUGGAUGAAAAAUAUACUUAAAGGAGGAAAGAGUGAAGAGAAAGGUCAAAGAACAAGACCCGAGAUUUCGCUACCCACAAAGUUUGAGCAUACGGUCCAUGUGGGCUUCGAUAACAUCACAGGAGAGUUCACGGGCAUGCCAGAGAAAUGGGCCCAGCUCCUGUCAACGUCACAGAUCUCCAAGACGGAACAGAAGAACAAUCCCCAGGCUGUGCUCGAUGCCCUCAAGUUCUACGAUGAUUCGACGACGGGCAGCGAUAAAUUCAUGACACAACAUAAAGUUAUACUUGCAAAUACUAAUAAACAAUCAUUUGAAGAUUCAUUCGAGCAACAAGCCUCAAUUACACCGAAACCACCUUUAACACCGAGGCAAGAUGAUGAUGAUUUUGAAGAUGAUGAUGCGGAACCACCUGCAAUCGCCCCACGUCCAGCCCACUCACAAUCAAGAUAUUAUUCAAGAAUAGAACAAACACCGCCCGAGCCCUCACCCCCGAGCCCCGCCCCAGUCCAACCACCCCCGUCCAACGCAACCAACGCCACCACACAAGCACAGCAGGAGCGGAGGGAGAAGAAGAACAAGAAGAAGAUGUCAGAUGAGGAGAUCUUAGAGAAACUCAGAUCUAUUGUCAGUGUUGGAGAUCCUAAGAGGAAGUACACUAAGUUUGAGAAGAUUGGCCAAGGAGCAUCAGGUGUUGUCUACACAGCCAUUGAGGUUGCCACAGGUCAAGAGGUUGCCAUCAAACAGAUGAACCUCCAGCAACAACCGAAGAAGGAACUGAUUAUCAACGAGAUCUUGGUUAUGCGUGAAAACAAACAUCUCAACAUUGUAAACUAUUUGGACAGCUACCUGGUUGCGGAUGAACUAUGGGUUGUUAUGGAGUUCUUGGCUGGAGGUUCACUUACAGAUGUUGUAACGGAAACGUGUAUGGAUGAAGGCCAGAUUGCUAGCGUAUGCAGAGAGUGUUUGCAAGCCUUGCAGUUCUUGCAUCAAAGACAUGUCAUUCAUCGUGACAUCAAGAGUGAUAACAUUCUACUGGGAAUGGAAGGGAACGUCAAAUUGACCGAUUUUGGUUUCUGCGCCCAGAUCACGCCGGAGCAGAGCAAGAGAACGACGAUGGUCGGCACACCCUAUUGGAUGGCUCCGGAGGUCGUGACCCGGAAGCAGUACGGACCAAAGGUCGAUAUCUGGUCACUGGGUAUCAUGGCGAUCGAGAUGAUCGAGGGUGAACCCCCAUAUCUGAAUGAAAAUCCUCUUAGGGCCCUCUACUUAAUUGCCACGAAUGGUACUCCAGACAUCAACAACCCAGAGAGGUUAUCAACAAACUUCCGAAGUUUCCUUGCCAAGUGCCUUGAGACCGAUGUAGACAAGAGAGCAGAUGGGGAGACAUUACUAAAGCAUCCGUUCUUGAGUACAGCAAAGCCCCUCACUUCCCUCAAACCUCUCAUCCUCGCUGCCAAGGAUGCCCAGAAGCAUUAAUCACAGCUCAUCGUUGUUACCAUUGCAACACAAACAUCCAUGUCAUCUUCGCCUCGUCUUCUGAGGAAUUUUUUGGAGCAUGGAGGGAAACCGAUGCAACAAGCAAUCUGGAGCUUUGUCCAGGAUCAUCAGCUUGCAUCCGUGAAAUUGCUCUAUUUUUAAUGAAACUGAAGACAAAUGAUGAUUAUUAUCAUGCUAAUAUGAUGAUUUCCUUUUUUUUUGUAAAUUUUUGAUGUACAAAUCAGAUCAUAUAUUUCAAGGAUGGUGAUUGGUUCGAUAAUUUACACUCGUUUAUCUUUUUUUCUACCUUGUAGAAAAUAUGACUGUACCUUGGUUGUUCAAGGGACUCUUGCACCUUUUAGCCAGUAUAAGCCGACGUAUAUAGCAAAAAGUUUUCUCAUAUAAUUGUAUAUUUGUAUAUUUUCCAUGCAAAGAUCUGCCUUUUGUCAACAACACAAAAUGACUUCUGAAUAACAGUAAUUGAUUUCUUGAUACUUUGUGUUGUUGACAAAAGGAAAUUCUUGAUUUCAAGAAUGGAAUGGUUGAUAUAAAGAAAUAGAAUUAAAUGAGCAAAUGGCUUGUCAUACAUAGGUCGGCAUACUCUGGCUUGCCAUAUGUCGGAUGUGAGGGUCCUUUUAGCUAAUGGCAACUUAAAACUGCUUACAAAGUUAUUGGUAGUCAAAUGAUUUUUUUUUGUAUACUAAAACCGUUAUGGUUUUAGUAUUUUGUAUUGUUCUCCCUAUUCCACAUGAAAAUGACAAAAAGUCUGUAGAUUUUCAUGCCCUUUUCCCUCAUUAAGUCCCUCUGCAUACAAAUUAUCAGAAGCUCUGUAAUUCUGUGGGAUAAUUAAAUCUGAACUACAUAAAAUUUUUAGAUGAAAUAUAUAUUUUUAUACAAAGAAACAAAAAAACGAAUUCCAAUUUCAUUAUUUACAUAAUUAGCACAAAAUCAUUUUUGAAGAUUUGCAAACACAUCAUGAGGUAAUAGUAACAUCAAUAUGCUCUCCUAUAAUCAACUCUUUUAUUGUGUGCAUCAGUGGAAAGACAAAAACGCGACAAGGUCAAGAUAUCCUUAUGAAUUCAUAAGUCAAUUAUUUGCAGACCAUAUGUAGUCGUACAAAUUUAGCAAAAAUAAGUUUUCAAGAGUCGCAAGAUCAUUCAACACAACUCAUGAAUUUGUCAAAUUGGGGCUAAUUCCAGAGAAUUCAAACGCUAGCUGACUUUCAGCCAAUCGGAUGGAAGUAUUUUUUGUUUGCGUUGAUUUUUUUUAGUUGCAAUCAAAUGCAAUUACUUCAGCAAUUGUGUCAAUAUCUUAACAAAGAUCUACAUGUAUUGAUGUUUGGCACAGACCAAAACCUUUCUGAAAUUAAAUAAAUGCUUUUAUUAUGAGUCUUGUGAAGUCCCUCUUUUCUGCCAAUAUGAAAUUAGAAGAAAUAUUGGUCAUGAAAGGCAAUAGGCCAUUAUUUCAUAGGAUUUUUUUUGUGUUCAAGGUGUGACCUAAGUCUUUUUGGCUGUAAGCAAACUAUAAUUUGAUAUAAUAUUGUGUCCACUUUACAUGUGUUGUUUUUACGAUCCCAUUGUGCCUUAAGUAGCUGUAAUUUUUCCCAUUCUCUAGGCUCAGUUUAUUUUUGGGCUACCAAUAUUUCCUAAUAGGGCAGGGUAAAUAUCAACUGAUGUCAAGUAAAAACAUAAAACACAAUUCCAUUAAAUUUCUUAACAUGUCAGUUUGAGUGCUGAGUAGUACAGACCCAGUCGGUAAUAUUUGAGCAUAGAUUGCACUUGAUUUUUACACUCGAGCCAUACCAAUGGAAAUGGUCCAGUGCAUCCAUUGUUCUGCUAUUAUUCUAGACCUGAGUGUAGAUUCGAGUGUAACUACACUCAAAGAUUGCUGACUGCCAGUGUAGUCCCAG